Messenger RNA from Ciona intestinalis (vase tunicate), 3335 nucleotides. Its product is annotated as BTB/POZ domain-containing protein 9-like. NCBI's taxonomy places the organism in Eukaryota, Metazoa, Chordata, Ascidiacea, Phlebobranchia, Cionidae. Gene Ontology annotation, biological process: modulation of chemical synaptic transmission; circadian behavior; adult locomotory behavior. Gene Ontology annotation, molecular function: protein binding. The record is from RefSeq and is a predicted model, not a curated record. Gene Ontology annotation, cellular component: cytoplasm.
UUAAAUUUAUUUGUAAAGGGCUGUUACUGCACCAAUAUUUUGGGAAUAAAACUGAAUAUGUCUGUAUCGUUGUGUGAUCCUGCUAAUGAUGAAACAAACGCUGAGACAAACGAACCCAGUGAGCAAAUAAUCGAUCAUUGUGACGUAUUGUCGCAAAACAUUGGAGCACUAGUUAUGAAUCCUGAUUUCAAAGAUGUGACAUUCGUGGUUCAUGGUAAAGAAUUUCCAGCACAUAGGGUUAUUCUAGCUGCAAGAAGUUCAUAUUUUAGAGGUCUUCUGUAUGGUGGUAUGAGGGAGUCUACACCAGACUCAGUGAUCCCUAUAUAUGAUGUUGGUGCUUCAGCAUUUGAGGUUUUGCUGCAAUAUAUUUACACAGGAAAGCUUAAGCUGAGUGACAUUAAAGAGUCUCAUGUGAUAGAAGUUCUAGCUUUGGCGAAUAAGUUUGGUUUCGAAGAAUUGGAGAAAUCGAUUUCUUUCCAUCUACGAACUUCACUAAGUUUGUCGAAUGCUUGUCUCAUAUUCGAUGUCGCUCUGCUUUAUUCAUUAACGGAUCUAUACACAGCAACUGCUGAGUUUAUAGAUAGAAACGCACAAGCUCUUCUAUGCAGCGAUGAUUUCCUUAACAUGUCCCUUGAUGCGACCUGUCAUAUAUUGAAACGCGAUUCUCUCUGUGUGCCCGAGAAAACCAUCUUCAAAGCUGUCCAGAUGUGGUGUGAAGUAAACCAGGCCGCUCAACUUACCGACGACAACGAAGAAGCGGUCAAGAAAUGUCGAGACACACUGCUGUCUGUUGUGAGACUACCGUUAAUUUCUCUCCCAGAUUUGUUAAACGUUGUUCGACCGAGUUCGUUGAUUUCUUCCGAUGUUUUGUUGGACGCCAUUAAAGCUCAGACGGAGACAGGACAUCGGGAGCUGAGGUUUAGGGGAGUGUUGCGCAUCGAUGAGAAUAUCGCGACUGCCCAACAUGGGGCGCAAGUGGUGCAAGGUGAGAUGUGCGCAUCACUGCUUGACGGAGACUCGGGAAAUCAUGAUUUGGAUCGAGGUUACACGAGGCACGAUAUUAAUGAUGAGAAGAAUGGACCAAAGGAAAGGUGUAUUAAAGUUAAACUUGGCCAACCAUCCAUCAUCAACAGAAUAAAGCUGCUUCUAUGGGACAAAGACAACCGUUCUUAUUCAUAUUAUGUUGAAGUUUCUAUGGAUGACAAGGAAUGGACGCGCCUCAUUGAUUACUCAAAGUUCCUGUGCAGGUCGUGGCAGGAUUUACAUUUCACGCAGCGUGUUGUUCGUUAUAUACGCGUUGUGGGCACGCAUAGCUCACAGAAUAAGUUGUUCCACUUGGUGUCACUAGAGGCAAUGUUUACCUCGCUUGAAGUCAACUCCGUUAAUGGCAUUGUAGUUCCUCAAGGCAAUGUUGCAACUGUGGAUAAAUGUGCGUGUAUCAUUGAAGGCGUGAGUCGCGACCGCAACGCUCUCAUCAACGGAGACACGGAGUUGUACGACUGGGAUUCUGGAUACACGUGUCAUCAACUUGGUGUGGGCUCGAUUAUCAUCCAACUCGCACAACCAUACUUGUUAAGCUCCAUGCGUCUCUUGCUUUGGGAUAUUGACCAUCGUUGCUAUAGUUACUACAUCGAGGUAUCGGGAGAUCGAGAAAAUUGGACAAUCGUCGCCGACAAACGGAAGGAGGAAGUUAGAUCAUGGCAGGUUCUACAGUUCGACCAAAUUGCUGCAACUUUUAUCCGAAUAAUCGGGACGGCAAACACCGCGAAUGAAGUUUUCCACUGCGUUCACUUUGAAUGCCCGGCCACUGUCCAACUGUCAGAGUCUUCUGGUUCCGUUUCAGGGCAUUCCCCACCACUGGAUUCGGAUGAAAUUCUUGAAAGUUAAUUUUUAGGGUUUCUAUGGAACCAACUUACAAUAUUUCUAUGGAACAAAAUGUUUGUAAUUAAGAUAAAGGUUAAACUUCAACAAACAUUACUCUGUCUAUUACUAACAAUAAUGUUUCUUAUGUACAACAGAUGUUAAUCUUUCAAUGCUUUGGUGUUAGGUGUUUAUUUCUUAUAUGCUUCUCAACCUUUUGUGGUGGCCAUGUCAUCCUAAACCUUAAGUAUAAGUUAUAACCAAAUCUUUGCCAGUCUAAAUUUUAAAAAUAUAUAUAUAUAUACAUUACAUGCAAUUAUACCAAACAAUAUAAAUAUAUAUUUAAAUUUUACAAUGACACAGUGAACCAGUGUAGUAGGUUUGAUGAAACACCCAUGAGUUGGGAAACAUUAACCUCCAAUACAAAGUAAUUCAUCUUAUGUUUGUUCCAGUGUUUUAAAAAAAUUAAGUCAACAAAUUAAUUCACUAUCUGAUUAAUGUUGCCAAAUUUAAUUCACACUGUGACUGGAAGCAUUAGAAAUAUGAGUUGUAUAUAAAUAAAUACAUAAUUAUAUAUGGUUGAUGAGAUUAUUUUGCAAUAUUUUGUGUUCACAUAUCUUGUACAUAUCAUGAGCUAAACCUUCUAUUCAGUAACUUGUAACAUAUUUAAACAAAUUCGAAAAUUUGUUGUAAAAAUAUUAAAUAUAUAUUUGUAAGUUGUAAUCCAUUAUAUAUAAAUGAACCAGGGCACACUGUUGUGGUGGGGAAGUUUUACUGAUUAAUAUAUAUAUAUAUAUAUAUUUUAUAACAAAAUUCGACACAUUUUCUUAUAUACUUAGAAUAAAUUUGCAGAAACAAAUUAUAAGUCCCCUUGAGCAAGUAUCACACAUAUUUGUAAAACAGGAGUUAAUAAACCUUGUUGUUCUGCAAGAUUCAAGUGCACUGUGGUUCAUUGGUUUAAAACCUUUAACAAGGUUUUUUUUUUGAAUAUAUAUUAUAUUACAUUGGUCUCUUUCAUGCUUUUCUGUUAAUUGUUGCAAACCAAAAUAUUUUGUGUAAAUAUGAUUGAUUUUUCAUUUGUUUGUUAUAAAGUUCAAAACAUGUUACAAAGAAGCAAUGAAGUAAAUCCCAACUUUAUCAAAUAUUAUUUCUAUCAAACAACGAAACUAAAUUGUAAUAUUUUAAAAAGUUUCCCCUUGUAGUAUUUAGGUGUAAAAACCUCCAGGCUGAAUUUUUUGCAAGCCCAUUUCUGUGGCCGCAAUAUAUUUAUAUUUUUCUAUAAGUAUUGUUGAAACAGUUAUGUUUGUAAUCCAGCAUUAUAGUAAUCCUUAUUUUGAAUGUCAGUGGUUGUGGGGUUAAUAUGAUCUUUGAUGCACCAGUAGUUUUGCCACUGCUUGUCAAUGAUUUGAUCAACUUGCCUUAGUUUGUUUAUGCGCUUAUAAUUCUUUCAUAAAGUCUUCGUUUUUUUUUGCAGA